Messenger RNA from Penicillium olsonii, 3264 nucleotides. Lineage: Eukaryota; Fungi; Ascomycota; Eurotiomycetes; Eurotiales; Aspergillaceae. The record is from the annotation of a GenBank genome assembly.
AUGUCGAAUCUUCGGGUGCUCUGUCGAGAUCAGCCUCAGCGUACAAUUGCAUUGUUUUCUUCAGAUCAUGCCUUGGUUUUUCACCAUACCUCCACGGAUACAAAAGAUAGUCCCCGAUGCCAAGUGGAAUUCUCUGACUUGGAAUCGGUGGACUUACAAGGCUAUCGGCCACUUGGGGCAGGAAAGGGUACCUUAGGCCUGGUGACCCUCAAUGAAGAUAUCUUUGUCUGCGUUGUGACGAGUUCUUCGCAAGCAGCUACCGUGAGGCCCGGGGAACAUGUGUCCCGAAUUGACAGUGUCGGCUUCUACUGCCUCAAUCGUUCGGAAUACGAAUUUGGCCUUGACUAUGAAACCGGGUCGCAAUUUGCCGCCGAGGAUCGCAUUGGUCCGGAUGGGAAGGAUGUAGUGACCGACCACCCUUUUCUGGCGUUGAAGAAGCUCCUUGGAGACGGAAGCUUUUAUUACAGUCUGGAUUUCAACCUCACUGAUCGCCUGCAGAACCGGGCUGAUAAAUCAGCGGCUUUCGACAUUGACACGCUGGAUGAAGACAUGCUGUGGAACUCCUAUAUGAUCAGCCCACUCCUUCUCUUCCGGAAUCACUUGCCACCAUCCGACAAAGCCAAACUAGAUGCAUCGCAGAUGCUCACUUGUGUCAUUCGUGGAUUCGCCAGCACACUCAAAGUGCCAGCCACAGUAUCAAUUCUCCCUCACAUACGAACUAACUUCCCUUCCAUGUUGACCAUUAUCUCACGGCAAUCUUCCCGGCGUGCCGGCACGAGAUUCAAUUCGAGGGGCAUUGAUGAUGAUGGUAAUGUCGCCAACUUCGUGGAAACCGAAACGAUUCUAUGGGUAGCUCCGGGAAUCGUGUUCUCUUAUGCUCAAGUUCGGGGAUCAGUGCCGAUCUUUUGGGAACAAGCUCCAGGUCUGAUUCCCGGUCAGCAAAAAAUCGAAGUGACCCGGUCCGGUGAGGCCACUCAGCAUGCGUUCGAUCAGCAUUUUGAGCGCCUGGAAUUGGAAUAUGGCGCAGUGCAUGUGGUCAACCUAUUGAGUGAAUUGAAACCCGGCGAAGCAGAUCUGUCGGCAAAAUUCCGAAAGCACAUAGGAAGAAGUUCAGUGCGGCAGAAAGAAGGCGCGGGGACGUCUCCGCGCCGCAGCCUUUUGCGAAUGACUGAAUAUGACUUUUUGGCAGAAACUCGAGGCCCUUCGGGAUAUGAGGCCAGUUCUCAGAUCAAGCAUGAGCUAAUCAAUUCGUUGGAUGGAUUUUCGUAUUUCUUGUCCGAAGAUUCUGGUCGCUCAAACAAACACCCUGACGACAAAGAUGACACAGUCAAUAGCUCUUCGGUGAUUCUGCAACAAGAAGGUGUAUUUCGGACUAAUUGUCUGGACUGCCUGGAUAGAACAAACCUCGUGCAGACUAUUAUUAGCUCGAUGGCGUUCGAGUCUUUCUUGUCGCAACAAGGCGGGAGACUCAGCCCCGACAUGCAAGUCCGACAUUCGACCAUCUGGGCUGACAAUGGCGAUGCGCUCUCCAAGAUCUAUGCUGGAACAGGGGCUCUGAAAUCAUCGUUUACUCGGCACGGCAAGAUGUCCCUUGCAGGAGCACUUGCAGAUGCACGAAAGAGUGCCACCCGGCUGUAUGUCAACAAUUUCACCGACAAAGCCAGACAGCAGACGAUUGACCUACUUUUGGGGCGCCUCACAAACCAAUUGCCCGUCUACCUCUUCGAUCCGCUGAAUGAUCUAGUGCUUGAAGAACUGAACCGUCGAACGUCGGAAUACUCCUCAUGCAGGCAGGUCCGAUUCUGGGUCGGCACCUUUAAUGUGAAUGGGCGUGAUGAGGGCCCGGGCACUGACCUAACGCCGUGGCUGUUCCCAGAGGCCGAUGGCUCUGAAGAAGACCCAGCGGUCUUUGUAGUGGGCUUCCAGGAGAUUGUCUCUUUGAGCCCACAACAGAUAAUGUCCACCGAUCCCAGUACCCGUAAGGUCUGGGAACGGUCGGUUCAUGAAUGCUUGAAUACGCAUUCGAAGCGAAAGGGUACUGGGAAAUACGUGCAUCUACGAAGUGGCCAGUUGGUCGGUGCGGCUGUCCUACUCUUCGUGAAAGAAGAUGCCCUCAAGCACAUCAAGAAUGUCGAAGGAAGUGUGAAGAAGACCGGUCUCUCUGGAAUUGCUGGCAACAAAGGCGGCUGUGCGAUUCGUUUCGACUUCUCGAACACCAGUGUGUGCUUUGUUACAGCACAUCUUGCUGCCGGAUUUGCAAACUACGAUGAACGAAACAGAGACUACGAGAUUAUCAACAGAGGUCUACGGUUCCAAAAGAAUAGGUCAAUUGCAGACCACGAUGCCGUGAUCUGGCUGGGUGAUUUCAACUAUCGGAUUGGAUUAGGCAAUCCCAGUGUCAAAGAAUUGAUUGCUCAGCGAGAUUACCAUAGGCUGUAUGAGAACGACCAGUUGAAUCUCCAAAUGGUUGCAGGUAAAGCAUUCCAAUUCUACUCCGAAGGACCAAUUGAGUUCCCACCCACCUACAAGUAUGAUGUUGGGCGGGACAAUUACGAUACCUCCGAGAAAGCACGUAUCCCUGCUUGGUGUGACCGAGUGCUGUGGCGAGGAAACAACCUGCGACAAACCCAUUACCAAACUGCGGACUUGAAAGUGUCUGAUCACCGUCCAGUUUGGGCAACCUUUGAUUGUGUCAUUGAUAUUAUCGACCACGCGCUGAAGGAGAAGCUCAGGCGAUCGAUCUACGGGAGAAAACAAGACUCGGAUCAUGCUUCCAUCGCAAAGUCCAUUUCCUUGUUAGACUUGGACGAGGAUGAAAUGAUGCCCCUGGCAUCAAUCGCACCAGGAUUCCCACCCGCGAGUUCUGAUCGGAGCCGAUGGUGGCUGGAUAACGGAACUCCAGUGAAAGCAACAUUGCAACCCCCACGCGAAGGGUUGGUUGCCAACCCCCAGCGCAAGUCUAAUCCAUUUUCCCCUGAUACCGACUGGGUAGCUCCUGCUCAAAUUCCGAGGAAGCCAAUGCUGCCCCCUCGCCACGGUACCACUGGAUCGCCGACGAUCUCAACAUCGCCCCAAUCGGUCGGGUCGGGGAGGUUGGCACCAGUGGUCCCUCGCAAACCGCUCUCACUGAGCUCCCAGGCGAAAUCUCAAACAAUGCCCAUAUCUGGGGAACAGACAGCCCAGCCCAUUGCGGCCAGUGCCAGCUCGCCCGAUCUAUUAGGUUCGUCCAGUGAACCGAUUGGGUGGAAACCACUUCUCCAGUAG